Messenger RNA from Gastrolobium bilobum, 2845 nucleotides. Its product is annotated as U-box domain-containing protein 4-like. Gene Ontology annotation, molecular function: ubiquitin-protein transferase activity; protein binding. The record is from RefSeq and is a predicted model, not a curated record. NCBI's taxonomy places the organism in Eukaryota, Viridiplantae, Streptophyta, Magnoliopsida, Fabales, Fabaceae. Gene Ontology annotation, cellular component: nucleus; cytoplasm. The transcript is spliced from 4 exons. Gene Ontology annotation, biological process: protein ubiquitination. Bases 183 to 2570 code for a protein of 795 amino acids.
ACCCCAUCUUUUCCUCCCAUUCCCACGGUGGCCUGAACGGUGGUGUUAACGCAUUUCAUUCCCUUAUCACGGUCAAACCCUUCUUUCCCUUUUUCCAUUUCCAGCUUCUCCUUUCUCUCACAAACUCAACAACAAACUAGGAAUCACAGAACAUCACCUUUCAAUCCCCUUUUUCUGGUGUUAUGGAGAUAUCUUUGUUAAAGGUGCUCUCUAAUGGCAUAUCCUCAUUUUUGCGUUUAUCAUUUUCUGGCAAAAUGAACUCAGAACUGGUAUCAAAGUAUUACCAAAAGGCAGAGAAGAUGCUUAAGUUGUUGAAACCAAUUAUUGAGGCAACUGAUAAUUCUGAUUUUGCUUCUGAUGAAGUUCUUAGUAAGCUAUUCAAGGAACUUGGUCUGGAUGUUGAUGAGUUGAGGGAGCUUAUUCAGAACUGGCAUCUAUUAUCUAGCAAAUUUUACUUUGUUAUGCAAGCUGAACCCUUGAUAUCAAGAAUUAAGGUUUCGGGGCUCAAUAUUUUACAGCAGCUGAAGGCUUCGCAGCAAUAUCUCCCGGAUGAUUUGGGACCUGAUACAUCAUCAGCCAUUAAAGAAGCUGUUAUGGAACAACUGGAAGGUGUAGGACCCAGUUCAGAGGUCCUGGCCAAGAUUGCUGAGAACCUGGGCUUAAGGUCUAAUCAGGAGGUUCUGAUUGAGGCCGUGGCCCUUCAAAACUUGAAGGAGAAUGCUGAACAAGCUGAAAAUACUGCAGAAGCUGAAUAUAUUGAUCAAAUGAUCUCUGUUGUAACUCGUAUGCAUGAGCAUCUUGUUAUGCUUAAGCAAGCUCAGAGCUCUAUACCAGAGUCAGUACCUGCUGAUUUUUGCUGUCCUCUCUCUUUGGAGUUGAUGACAGAUCCAGUCAUUGUGUCAUCAGGGCAAACCUAUGAGCGCGCUUUCAUCAAGAACUGGAUUGAUCUUGGGCUUACUGUUUGUCCAAAGACACGUCAGACUCUAGUACACACCAACCUAAUACCUAACUACACUGUAAAGGCAUUAAUAGCAAACUGGUGUGAAACAAACAAUGUGAAGCUUGUUGAUCCCGUUAAGUCCACAAAUUUAAAUCAACCAUCUCUCCUUCAUGGGUCUAUGGAGUCUGGUUCAACCAAAGAAUCACCUAUUAUAACUUCUUUUGGUGGAAUCCACCAAGAGGGAACAUCAUCAUUGCAUCCUCAUGCAACUCCAGAAGGUUCCUUAAACGGCACGGUUAAUGGGCAGCAUGUGGAUCUUGCAAGAAUAUCACACACAGGUUCAGAUGACGGGUCUGUCAGCUCAGAUGAAGUGAGUGUGGAUUCAGUUGGCCAAUCAUUAAUGUCUCCAUCUAGAAGGGAAUCAUCCAAUGCCUUGAGCUCAGAACAAUCUCAAACCCAUGAUAGAAAUGUUUCUGAUACCAGUGUGAUCUCUAGUGCAAAUAUUCCUCAAGGUACACAUGAUGACAACAAUAGUGUUCCACUGCUGUCAACCAAUCCAGUAUACAGUCGAGAUACUUUUGGAGAACUAAAUCCGGGGGCAGAUGCUGCUUCCAUGCCAACUCUGCAUAAAGAACCUGAGUUUUCUCCCCAGUUGGUGGGGCCAAGGUCUCAAAGCCAAACUGUACGGCGACGGUCAUCAGAGAGGUUUGUUUCUAAAAUAGUGUCUUCUUCUUCUGUUGAAACCAGAGCUGAUCUUUCUGGUACUGAAACCCGGGUUCAGAAAUUGGUCGAGGACUUAAAGAGCAAUUCUCUUGAUGCUAAGAGAGAGGCAACAGCAGAACUCCGCCUUCUUGCUAAGCACAACAUGGAUAACCGAAUUUUAAUUUCAAAUUGUGGAGCCAUUAGCUUAUUAGUUGAAUUACUUCGAUCAACUGAUACCAUGAUCCAAGAAAAUUCUGUUACAGCACUUCUUAACUUAUCAAUCAAUGAUAACAACAAAACUGCGAUAGCAAAUGCUGGUGCAAUUGAACCUCUGAUUCAAGUCCUUGAGACAGGGAGCCCAGAAGCAAAGGAGAAUUCAGCUGCCACUCUAUUCAGCUUAUCAGUUAUUGAGGAAAACAAGAUCAAUAUAGGGAGGUCUGGGGCAAUUAGACCACUGGUUGAUUUAUUAGGGAACGGAACCCCUAGGGGGAAGAAAGAUGCUGCUACUGCUUUGUUUAAUUUGUCAAUAUUUCAUGAAAACAAGGAUCGGAUUGUGGAAGCUGGGGCCGUGAAGCACCUUGUAGAGUUAAUGGAUCCUGCAGCUGGAAUGGUUGAUAAGGCAGUGGCUGUUUUAGCAAAUCUCGCCACAAUACAAGAAGGAAAAACAGCAAUUGGUCAGGAAGGUGGGAUUCCUGUUCUGGUUGAGGUUGUUGAGUUGGGUUCUGCGAGAGGAAAGGAGAAUGCAGCAGCAGCUCUUCUACAUCUAUGCUCAAACAAUCAAAGAUUUUUAAACUCGGUGCUCCAAGAAGGAGCUGUGCCCCCAUUAGUAGCUUUGUCACAGUCAGGCACUCCAAGGGCCAAAGAAAAGGCCCUGGCUCUCCUUAAUCAAUUUAGAAGCCAAAGACAUGGUACCGCUGGGAGGGCUUGAUUUCGAAUUCCUAGCCUCUUGAGCCAUCCAUAGGUUUUGAAGCAACUCUUAUAUAACGUCUCUUAUUUAUACCUUACAUUUUGCACAUAAUGUGUGUAAAGGUGUUAUUUUAUUGUUUACACUCGCUUGUAAAGGGGAAUAAUGUGUAUGGAGGAUUGAUUGUGUCCUCUUGUGAAAAACAUUUCUGUGAUGUGAAGAAAAAUUAUACAUGCAAGUCUUGCUUCUGUUCAGAAACAAAAAUUUCUGGCUUUUGUUGCUGAGCUAGAGCAAAACGU